Messenger RNA from Peronospora matthiolae, 1155 nucleotides. NCBI's taxonomy places the organism in Eukaryota, Oomycota, Peronosporomycetes, Peronosporales, Peronosporaceae. The record is from the annotation of a GenBank genome assembly.
AUGAAUAUGUUGGAUGAUGAAGAUGACCAAAGCUUUCACGCUACGCGUGACGGCUACUCCCAUUUGAGCGAUGUCGAAUGGGAUGCGGUUGAACGAAUGGGUUCGACCAUGGGCAUCCAUGCUGUUAGCGUCAUGCUAGAGGCUCUCAAUAGAGUUGCCCAACAUGCUACUAUCGCCAAGUUCAUUCAAAAUGAACUUGACGCAGAACGCGAGAAAGUAGCCUUGCUUCACCAACAAGGUUCUCAACAAGCAGAGUUGUUGAGAGAACAGGGUGCUCAACAGUUUGAACUGUUGAGACAGCAGCAGGCUGCUGCUGGCGGGUCGAUGCACUCGCGUCGGCCCGAGACUUUGAAGAUUGACAUCUCAAAGUAUAGGGGGGUCGAAGAAGACUCCCUCUUGAGAUGGUUCGUCGAAUUGGAUGACGCCAUAAGGGCGCGUCGCAUCGACGACGGGGAUAUGCAAGUUGCAUUUGCCCAGUCAAAUCUGGCAGGACGUGCCAAGACUUGGGCACUGGGGCUCAAGCUGCACGACCCAUACGCGUUUGGGUCGUUGGAAGUCUUCAAGUCGCGGCUCAGACAAACGUUUGAACCGCCUAGAGCUGAGUUCAGAGCUCGAACUGAACUCUUGAAGCUCAAGCAGGGUAAGCGUGAUGUGCACGCUUACGCUCAACAUAUACGACAUCUCACGAGUUGUAUAAGUUCCAAUCCGGUGGAUGAACACACGUUGGUUUCGGUGUUCAUGCAGGGUCUUGCGGAUGGUCCCGUCAAGACUCACCUGUUCCGGCUUGAACUAGAUUCACUAGAACAAGCCAUUUCAAUUGCGGAGCAGGAAGACUUCAGUCUGAGACAGGCUCGCGCCAGCUCGACAUCAUAUCGUCAACCGAGACGAUAUGACAACGGAGGUCCAGAGCCGAUGGAACUCUGUUAUGUAGAGAGCGAGAAGGUUCGCUCUACAGGCUACAAGAAGUUGCAGAGAUGCAACAGAUGUCAGAAGACAGGACACUACGCUUACGAGUGUAGUGCCCCUCGUCCAGUGUCUCGCGACACUGGGCGUAGUGACCGUCCACCCAUGAGAAAGGGGCAGGGACGAGGGUCCGCAGUUGGUGCAAAGACGCAACAACGGGAUGGACCGUCAAAAAACGGACAGGAUCAGUAG